This is a messenger RNA of Oenanthe melanoleuca, 3648 nucleotides long. Its product is annotated as beta-galactosidase-1-like protein 2. The coding region runs from base 82 to 2130 and encodes 682 amino acids. Gene Ontology annotation, molecular function: beta-galactosidase activity. The transcript has 20 exons. Gene Ontology annotation, cellular component: vacuole. The record is from RefSeq and is a predicted model, not a curated record. Gene Ontology annotation, biological process: carbohydrate metabolic process. Lineage: Eukaryota; Metazoa; Chordata; Aves; Passeriformes; Muscicapidae.
GCGCGCCCGGCGGGUCGGGGGCUCGGGGCCCGGGGCCGCUGCGGGGGCCGCGGGUGCCCUGAGGGCCGCGCUCCCUCCGCUAUGUGGCCGUGCGGAGGGCGGCGGCAGCGCCGGAUCGGGGCCGUGGCGCUGCUCCUCGUCGUGCUGUGGCUGCUGCUGCGCAGGUAUUACCCCUGCCUGCUGCCGGUUGUUUCAGAGCCCUGUGAGAAUUCUGUGCUACUCAGGUUUAACUGGAGUGAGCUGACCCCUCUGGGGCUGUGGGGAAGGAGCCUGGGUUUGCAGACAGAGAAGUCCCAGUUCCUGCUGGAAGGGAUGCCCUUCCGCAUUUUCGGGGGCUCCAUGCACUAUUUCCGCGUGCCCCGCGAGUACUGGGAGGAUCGGAUGCUCAAAAUGAGAGCGUGCGGCCUCAACACCCUCACCACGUACGUGCCAUGGAACCUGCACGAAAAGGAGAGAGGCAAGUUUGACUUCAGUAAAAACCUGGAUCUAAGGGCCUUCCUUUCCCUGGCAGCUAAGAAUGGACUGUGGGUGAUUCUGCGCCCUGGACCUUACAUCUGCUCAGAGUGGGACCUCGGGGGUCUGCCCAGGUGUGUCUUGAUGCCAGUGGGUGAAACACCUCUGCUUGACUGGACAGGAGCCUCUAACACAUUGCCUCUCCCCAGCUGGCUGCUGCAGGACCCCGAGAUGCAGCUGAGGACAACCUACAAGGGCUUCACAGAAGCUGUGGACGCUUAUUUUGAUCGCCUGAUGCGCAUUGUGGUCCCUCUCCAGUACAAGAAAGGAGGUCCCAUCAUUGCAGUGCAGGUGGAGAAUGAAUAUGGUUCCUAUGCCAAAGACCCAAACUACAUGACCUAUGUCAAAAUGGCCCUGUUAAACAGAGGGAUUGUGGAGCUGCUGAUGACCUCAGACAACAAGAAUGGGCUUUCCUUUGGCUUGGUGGAAGGAGCACUGGCUACUGUUAACUUUCAGAAACUGGAGCCUGGGCUGCUGAAGUACCUGGACACAGUACAGAAAGACCAGCCAAAGAUGGUGAUGGAGUACUGGACCGGGUGGUUUGAUAACUGGGGAGGCCCUCACUAUGUCUUUGAUGCAGAUGAGAUGGUGAAUACUGUAGCAAGCAUCCUCAAAACAGGAGCAUCCAUCAACCUCUACAUGUUCCAUGGAGGCACUAACUUUGGCUUCAUGAACGGGGCUUUGGAAGCUGAUGAGUACAAGGCAGAUGUCACCAGUUAUGAUUAUGAUGCUGUGCUGACAGAGGCUGGGGACUACACAUCCAAAUUCUUCAAGCUUCGACAACUCUUCAGCAUGGUCAUUGGCCAGCCCCUUCCUCUACCCCCCAUGAUUGAAAGCAAGGCCUCCUAUGGUGCCAUCCUGCUGCACCAGUACAUCUCCCUCUGGGAUGUGUUGCCAGCACUUGUACAGCCCAUUAAGUCAGAGUUCCCUGUGAACAUGGAGAAUCUGCAUCUGAAUGACAGCAUUGGGCAGCCCUAUGGAUAUGUGCUCUAUGAGACUGUCAUUUUUGGGGGGGGCCAGCUGCACACCAGGGACCAUGUCCGGGACCGGGCACAGGUGUUUGUUAACACCAUGUAUGUGGGGGAGCUGGACUACAACACAGUGGAGCUCUCCAUUCCUGAGGGACAGCAGGGCUUCAGGCAGCUGAGGCUCCUGGUAGAGAACCGUGGCCGAGUCAAUUAUGGGCUGGCACUGAACGAGCAGAGGAAAGGCUUAAUUGGUGAUGUCUUCUUGAAUAAAACCCCCUUGAGGAACUUCAAGAUUUACAGUUUGGAGAUGAAACCUGCCUUCAUGAAAAGCUUGCAGCAGGUCUCUGGCUGGAGCACAGUCCCGGAUUAUUUUGUGGGGCCGGCGUUUUUCCGUGGGAGGCUGUGGAUAGAGCAGCAGCCACAGGACACCUUCCUGAAGCUGCAGGGCUGGGAGAAAGGAGUGGUGUUUGUCAAUGGGCAGAACCUGGGAAGAUACUGGAAGAUUGGACCUCAGGAAACACUUUACCUUCCUGGGCCCUGGCUAAGGAGAGGGGGCAACGAGAUUGUCAUCUUUGAGGAGCGCACGGCCGGCCGCAUCAUCCAGUCCGUGGACAUCCCCUAUUUGGGACGGACCCAGUACGUGGAUUGAGAGCUGCUUUCCCCUGUUUGGCUCAUCCUGAGUAUUCCUGGUUGCAUGUCUGAGGGCUCAGCACUUGGGCAUGCUAAUCUCCACUACAGCCAGGGGAAGGAUUUGCCCUCUGGCAGUGAGUUCAGAGGAGAGGACAGCCAGAGGCAGCAGGGCCCCUGUUCCAUGGAUGGAUGGAAGGAUGGAAGCAGCAGCUCAUCUCCCUGCACUGCUGAGGCCCCCAGCCCGCAUGGCUGCGCAUGCUCUGGACCAUCUGCUGGAUGUGGGGGAGUAAAAAGGUGCUGGAGGCAGGUGAGAGAAAGAGAGAGAGAGGAGGAACUGAAGCCAUCUGAACUGAAAGCUGAGCUCAGCUUUCCAGGGACCUUCACAAUGUGCUAUCGCUGGCCUCCUUGUUUUUAUAAUUAGGUAGGGAGAAAAUAGUGAGUAAUCAGGUGUGGAAAAGCAUUUUGGUGUGCUUUGAGGCAGAUUUUAGCAAGUCUGCAAAAAGGCCAUUAUGUGUUCCCUUGUUGGAAGGCAAGGUGGUUGUCAAAUGAUUUUUAAUUUCAGCUUUUUUUUUUUCCACUAAGUUUUACUUAUGGAGGUCAUCUCUCUCUCUUAAAAGGAAAAAAAAAAAAUUAAAAAGUGAGAUGUGUUUUGUCUUCUAUCAAAUGUAUCAUGUUUUGGGCCAGACAGGAAUGACAAUUUCCAAGGAAAAGAAUGAGUGAGUCCUGCAGUUCCCUCUCCACCAGUGCUCACACUGUGAAGCACCUAAAGAUGAAAUUCCCCCUUGGAAAGUGAGCAGGGAUCAGAUUUGCACUGGGGUAGAAGCAAAGGGACUGCAAGUGGAAAAACUCGUCCCUUAAAGCUGCUCUGGGAUCUUGGGUCCUGGUUUCCUUUUUCUUUUUGUCCCUCUAAAGAGAAACUCAGGAUUUAGGUAAACCCAACAUUCUUUGAACUCACCAGCUCCAGGCAAAGAGGAGCUGCAGCCUCCUUAGGGAGAGGGAGAGAUCAAACCUGAGCUGUGAAUCCUUCAGAACCUCCAAGGAGUCACUGCUUUCUGUGCCACCACCAGCAUUCAGGCUCUGGGAGAAACACCAGGCUGUGUCUGUAACGGAGGUGCAGGGUAUUCUGGCUCUUAGAAACCAUCAUUUUAUUUAACAAAUUUAAAUACAGUUUGUUUAAAACUGAGAACAGACAGUGCAGCUGGAACACACUCCAUCCUGGCCAGGUCUGGUCAUACCUAUCUCUGCUCCCCAGGGCCACAGCAGCUCUGGGACAGCUCAAAGUGCCCAGGCUCUGUGGCCAGAGCAAAUGUGCAGGGCUGUGUUCAGGACUCCAUCCUUUGCAUUUUUCUGAAAGUUAUUUCCUUCCAAGGAGGGAAGGUUGGAACCCAGCAGGGACUGGAAUUCAGAUUAGUGAAACAAAACAUGCAGCUCGGAGAGGACAUCAGUUGGAAACUAUUUCAAUGCUAUGAAAACUUGGAAGUCUUUGGAAAAUGUUUCUUUCCACUCUAGGGUUUGCAGACUGAAGGGAGCUUGGAAG